UGUCGAGUCUAAGCGAACGGAUUAAGUAUGAGCGAAUCGCCUAUAAAUGGCUCUUCCUGGAGUCCAAAAAAUCGCAAAAUCAGUAAAAAUAAUGCGGAAGAUUCAGCUGCGCCCUCUUCAAGCUCCCAAAGAGUUCCAUCCGAAGCCUCGUCCAAUAUUUUUGUCCUGAACACCGAUUGUUUAGAAAGAAUAUUCUCAAUUCUAAGCUUAGAAGAUCAGUUGAAUUUUUCACGUUCCAAUCACGAAAUAGAAUGCAUGUUCAGGAACUACGCACAACGGAAGUACAAACACAUCACUGAAGACAUCAUUGACAGCCUUAAGGAACCUGAUCUGGAAUAUCUAGUGGAACAAGUCAACGAGCAUGUGAUCAGCUAUGAGUCAAGUCUGGAUCCCUCCUCCAAAGCCGAGGAGCAGUUGGGGUUACUAGGAAUGCACUGCCCUAUGCUGCGCCGCCUCAACAUGACUUUCAGUCGACCCCAAUGGGAGGACUUGAACCAAUUGAAGAAUUUAAACACUCUUCAUGCCUCUUUACAAUUUAGUAGCAAUGAUGUCUUCGAGAAGUUCUUCUUAAAUCUAUCAGAGAAUCUACCGGGUCUGAGGAAGCUAGUUUUGGAUGCUCCCGACUACAAUGGGAAAGGACUCCACGUGCUGGAGAAACUACAGAAUCUAGAGAUAAAUUGCGAAUUAGAUGCCAAAUACCUGACCGAUUGCUGCAUCAAGAUGAAAAAUUUGAACUUUCUUAAAAUUGGACCGUGGAACAAAAACCUGACCAACGAAAACUUAUCCGCGAUUGUCGCGAACUGCCGGAACCUGGAAACGCUUGGGUUCCCCGACAACAAACUUCUCGAUAAUGUGGCAUACGAAAAGGUUUGUGAGCUGCCCCGACUGAAGCACAUAAUAUUGACCUAUCCGCGUCGAAGGCCGGGUUUUAUCAAGGGGCUUGUACGUAGGACUGGAACUCCUCUUGAGAGCCUUAUUCUGUUUGGAUCGAAUCUGUGUAAGGAGCAGAUAGGACAUAUCUGUGAUAUUCCUUCCCUCAGAGAACUCUGGCUAGGCAGCACAGACGAAAAUUUUAAUGUGGAAGGCUUUACGAAGCUGAAAUCUCUUGAAUACCUACAUCUGGAUAUGGAAGGCAUUACAAAUAAGCAAUUGUUGGAACUGGUGCUUGGAUGGCCACGCCUACGGGUCUUGAAUGUGUUAUAUUGUUGGAAUGUUACUUCCGAUUUCAUUUCUUUACUAAAUCGUUCUGCGAAGAAGCUUAAGGAAAUCAAUCGUGACAAAAUUUCAAUAUAUUUGUAUGACUCUUCUGUGGAUUGGGAAGGAAACUCCAGCUUUAAAAUUGAGAACAUACACAUCAUAAAUGGCCAUUUAAAUUCUCCUAUUUUAAUAAAAAAGGAGCUCAAUAUUCAAUAACAAUUAUUCCGACUCCGAUAGCUUAUAAUAUAGUUCAGGAUUACUAUAUUCAUACCUGUAGCCAGCCCAUCUCACAGUGAAUUAGUUAAGAAGUAUGAACAAACAUUAAAUUACGCAUUAAACUCAUAGGUUUUUUUUUAUGCCAAGACCUUAGAAACCCCCUUAGACACAACCCGAAAGCAAGACACAAGCUCUUGGCAUAGAAAAUUCAAUUCAAUUCAAGGGACCGGGACCAGGCCAUGGCAGAAACGGAAACUUGAAAGACCAACUGCCAGGCAAGGAUGCAGGAUGAGGAACUGGAGACCCUUGGAGAAAAGCAACAACCCAGAAACUAUAGCCCAACAUGUUUAAAAAUCAAAUAUCUUAAGAAUAAUGAAAGAAAAAUGCGCCAA
Messenger RNA from Drosophila bipectinata, 1805 nucleotides. RefSeq lists its product as uncharacterized. NCBI's taxonomy places the organism in Eukaryota, Metazoa, Arthropoda, Insecta, Diptera, Drosophilidae. Gene Ontology annotation, biological process: SCF-dependent proteasomal ubiquitin-dependent protein catabolic process. The record is from RefSeq and is a predicted model, not a curated record. Gene Ontology annotation, cellular component: SCF ubiquitin ligase complex.